AUGGUUAUUCCUGACCAUACAAAACUUAAACCUGUAUCGUCUCUUAUUGACAAAUUUGAGAAUAACCUUGACGAAAGUGCUCGGUCCCAACCUCGUGCUCGCAGUCCCAUUCCUGGGAAGUUAAUUUCGGCUUUUGAAAAAAACAAUAGUAGUAAAGAAGAGUCGACUAGUCCAACUUCUGAAAGCAUUACUACAACAAAUGAAAAAGAAGCUGUUAAUGAAGAAAAAGAAACUGUUUCCAAUGGUGAAAAAGAAGAAACAGAACAAAUAACUUUAAGUGUUGAAGAGACUAAAGAAGAAGAGGAAGCUGUCCAUAAAGAAGAAGAAAUAGUGCAAGAAAUAGUGCAAGAAAGUGUGCAAGAAAGUGUGCAAGAAAGUGUGCAAGAAAGUGUGCAAGAAAGUGUGCAAGAAAGUGUGCAAGAAAGUGUGCAAGAAAGUGUACAGGAAAGCGUACAAGAAACAAGCACACAAGAAAACGUGCAAGAAGAAAUUGUGCAAGAAAUUGUACAAGAAGAAACUAAGGAGAAGACACCAAAGCCUACUACUACAUCCACCACCAGUGCCACCACUACCAGUCAUAAUGGUGGACCAAAAAAAGCUAUUAAAAGACCAAGUACUAGUACUAUCGGUUCUAGCAUUAAAAAACCUUCAUCUAUUACCCCACCUUCUAAAACAAAUUCUAAAACUGCUUCAACUUCUAGAACUAAAUCUCCUGCUACCAAUAAAACCAAUUCUUCUUCCCCCUCUCUUACUAAGUCUAAAAUUGGUGCUACUUCAAAUAAAUCUAAACCUACUACUACUACUACAUCGUCAUCGAUACAUCAAAAAUCAACAUCUAUAGAAAAAACUAAGCCAGCUGCUACCACUGCCACUAAAACAACAAAGAUCGCCCCAAAAAAAUCACCGACCACUACCACGUCUAAAAUCAGCUCGGCACCUAAAACUGGUACUUCUACUACAACCGAUGGGAAAAGUACAAAAGUUCCUCAACCUCAACGACCUACUCCCGGAGGUGUUCAUUCCAAAACUAUAUCAAAAGAUACUUCUAAAACUACUCCUACAUCAAAAACAAAAGCCAAAACUCCAUUGAAGAAGCCUCCCGCUAAAAAAGUAGUAAAAGAUAAAGAUGAGAAUAAAAUAGAAAGUUCAAAAGAAGAAGAAACUAAAUCUGAAGCUAGCGAUUCCAAAGUCUCUGAAAAUCAAGAAGCCAUUGAAGAAGAACAUCGCGAGGAAGAACGUCACGAAGAACAACACCACGAAGAACAACACCACGAAGAAGAGCGUCAUGAAGAAGAACAUCAUGAAGAAGUUCAUGUAACCCAAGUAGUGGAGGAAGAACAUCACGAAGAAGUUCAUGAAACCCAAGUAGUGGAAGAAGAACAUCACGAGGAAGUUCAUGAAACCCAAGUAGUGGAGGAAGAACAUCACGAAGAAGUUCAUGAAACCCAAGUAGUGGAGGAAGAAAAUCACGUGGAAGAGGUUGUUAAGGAUGAAGAACAUCAAGAGGAAGAAGUAGUUCAUGAAGAAAUAGUUCACGAAGUAGUUCAUGAGGAAGAGGUUGCCCGUGAGGAAUCAAUUAGCCAUGCAAUUUUGAAUCAAACAAUAUCUACUUAA
Entrophospora candida is the source of this 1614-nucleotide messenger RNA. Lineage: Eukaryota; Fungi; Glomeromycota; Glomeromycetes; Entrophosporales; Entrophosporaceae. The record is from the annotation of a GenBank genome assembly.